AUGAGUGAUGUUGGAUCUCAGCCUGUACUUGUAAGAGUUGAUCGUCCCUCUACGAGUUCACAUAACCAAACCGUCAAUGGCGUGGCUGAAGCAGCCGUAGAGGAAACUGAGAUGGAGCUGUUUGAUGAUUUUGAUGACGAUGAUAUCGAAACUCCACAAAUGGGAACACGAGCGGAUAAAUCUCUCGGUCUGCUCACUAAACGGUUUAUUCGUCUGCUUCAGACUGCCACCGGAGGGAUAUGUGAUUUGAAUAGUGCUGCUGAGCAGUUGAAUGUACGUCAAAAACGAAGGAUAUAUGAUAUUACUAAUGUUUUGGAAGGUAUAGGUCUCAUAGAAAAAAGAUCCAAGAAUAUAAUUCAAUGGAAGGGAGGUGAACUGCUGCCUACAACGGGGAAAAGACCAAUCCCACAAAGAGAUCAAGAGAGAAUACAAUUCCUCAAAGAUGAAAUCCAAGUCUUGGUCGAUGAUGAAGAGAAGUUAACCAAUCAUUUAAAGUUUAUGAAACAGAGCAUUAGGAACGUUCUCGAAUUUACUAAUAAUCAAAAAUACGCAUAUGUACGACAAGAGGAAGUUCAGCAAGUGUUUCCCAAUCUUAUUAACUUCGCCAUCCAUGCUCCUGCAGGAACUAGUGUGGAAGUUUCGCCUCCUAAGUUUGGGUUCGAGUAUGAGGCUCAGUACCAAAUGAAGAUAAGAAGUCGUUGCGGCCCAAUCAGCGCUGUGAUCGUUAAUAGAUGUGAUGAAAAGGAAGAUGAUGAAGAUAUGCAGUAUGACGCUUUGGAUGAGCCUGGUCCUAUAUUGGAAGAUGAGGACGAAGAUAUACUCAUGGGGUUAGGGAAUUUCCGGAGAAGACGAAUGAUUGAGAGAGAUGGAUCAAAUAUGGAAAAAGAAACUCCGGAGAGCUCUGAGGUAAAAGAGAGAAUGUACCUUCCUGAUGGAAUUACGGAUGUUGUUGUGAUAGCGUUAUCGAUCUGUUCCAAGAUGAAGAAUUUGAUUUUUAAUUUAUUAACAAUUUCUUUUUGUGAUCUUUGUACCUCCUCUCUCUUUCUUCCUGUUACUUCAACUAGAUACGUUUUUCAGCUGAGAACAAACACAACAAAUAGAAUGGUGCUAUCCGAAGUUGAAAUUUACAACAAUCUGUACGAAUUUCACGCUAAGAGUGGAAGACGCAAAAAGAUCAGAGAAGAUGAAGUCAAAGAUUUUCUCAACAUACCUAAGUAUCCUCUUGAAACACAAGAUGCUUUCAAACCUCUGUCAGGAGCUGAAGACUUGUUGAGAGAUAGCUUACUACCUAUUGUCAAACUGUUUGGGUUUCAAGAUAUGAAUGAGGAAGCACAGACACUUCUAUUCCAAGCAGCUGAGAGGAAGCUAGCUGAGUUCAGUUUACAGUUUCGUUCCUCAAAAGAAAGGAGGUCCGAAGGACUGGAAACAGCGUUCAGUUCCUCCCUUCAACACGUAUUGUGUUUACAUGCUCUACAAGAUCCAUUGGCAAUUAAAUCUUAUUACGAUAUGAGAAUCAAGAAACCUUUAUCGAAGUUGCAAGAAAAGAUAAUGUCAAUCAUUGGUGAAGCACCAGCAAAGGCGGCAAAAAGGAAGAAAUCUGUUGCUAAUGAGCCUGACAAGCGAUCACGACAAAAAUGA
Messenger RNA from Auanema sp. JU1783, 1638 nucleotides. Lineage: Eukaryota; Metazoa; Nematoda; Chromadorea; Rhabditida; Rhabditidae. The record is from the annotation of a GenBank genome assembly.